This is a messenger RNA of Branchiostoma floridae (Florida lancelet), 1333 nucleotides long. Its product is annotated as carbonyl reductase [NADPH] 1-like. Gene Ontology annotation, molecular function: carbonyl reductase (NADPH) activity. The transcript has 8 exons. The record is from RefSeq and is a predicted model, not a curated record. Lineage: Eukaryota; Metazoa; Chordata; Leptocardii; Amphioxiformes; Branchiostomatidae. Bases 148 to 963 code for a protein of 271 amino acids.
GCCAUGCACCAACAUGUGUGCUGUUGUCAUGCGCACCUGUACCGGACACAGGGCAUCACGAUGAGGUGUUUACACUGCGCCUAAGUAGCAAGCCCAGUCGAACCUACCUGAUACCAAAGCACCUCCGUCAAUUCCUUGUGAACCAAAAUGAGUCGUGUAGCCGUGGUGACCGGGUCCAACAAAGGCAUUGGGCUGGAGAUAGUGCGGGGACUGUGCAAACAAUUCGAUGGGAUCGUCUACCUAACAGCUCGAAAUGAGAAACUCGGACAGGAGGCUGUCCAAAAGCUGAAGUCUGAAGGCCUGAACCCCAGCUUCCACCAGCUGGACAUCACAAAUGAGCAGAGUAUUCAGGCACUGAAGCAGCAUCUGCAGGACAAGCACGGGGGCCUGGACGUGCUGGUCAACAAUGCAGGAUUUGCUUACAAGGCUGCAUCCACGACCCCAUUUGGGACCCAAGCCGAGGACUCAGUGGGCAUCAACUUCCUCGGAACCAUGGCUGUCAGCAAAGCUCUGCUGCCAAUCAUCAGGCCCCAUGGAAGGGUAGUGAACGUAUCCAGCCAAGUCAGUCAGAUGGCUAUAAAGAAGUGCAGUGCCGAACAUCAGGCCCGCUUCAGGGACAGGAGCAUUAAGGAGGAAGAACUUGUGAAGUUGUUGAAUAAGUUCAUUGAGACCGCGAAGGCAGGGAAGCAUGAGGAGAAUGGCUUCGCUGACUCUGCGUACGGCAUGUCUAAGAUCGGCGUGACAGUCCUGACGUUUAUCCAGGCUCGGGAGAUGGGGAAGGACUCCAGAGAGGACAUCCUGGUCAACUGUCUCUGUCCUGGUUGGUGCAAGACAGACAUGGCAGGUGCCAAAGCGCCAAGGACUGCCGCUGAAGGUGCAGAUACGGCAAUUUUCCUGUCUCUCAUCAAGCCCAAGGAGUCUCAGGGACAGUUUUUCUACAACCGCAAACCUAUCGCGUUCUAAAGCAAUGGGCGUCCAGAAGAUUGUGUAUCAUGGUGAACACUAGAGAGGACUAGUCACUAUGUUUUGGUUUCACGUAGAUGUAGAUGACAAUAUUCUAUGUUAGACUAGGUCUAUGAUACUAUUAUGUAUAUCUUGUCUCUGUUGUGACCUGUAGUUAGCUCAGUUGGGCAAAAAUGCACAAUAAAGGUGUUCAUUCAUUCAUUCUUUCAAUAUUCUUGCGUGAUGAAGGUAUAUUAUGACAUCUUUCUAUUGCUUGAAGUGACUUAUUUUUGUAGUAAAUAAUCUUAACACAAGAAGUUUGGAUUUUUUACAACUGUACAUGUGGGUAAGCUUCAAUGGUAUGAAACGAAAUAAACAAUCACUACUUAAA